CUCUCUCACUCUUUCUGUGUUGUGGUGCCUCUGUCUCUUUUACUGUUCUGUGUUGCUCUUCUCCCAAUUUCUAUAUGAUAAGAACAUUUCUACCCAGGGUGAUAGCAAUGCCCCCUGUUCACUAGAAUCAGCGGCUGCAAAAUAGUCUGCGUACCGAACUGUUCAUUUACAUAAAUCUCCAAGGGCCUGAGACUGUGUGGCCUUCUGCUGUCUAGCUGAUGAGUGUCGAGUGGACAUGAAGGAGUGGACAGUGGAGAGAGUGAGGAGGAGAGAUUGGAGAGCGUGAAGUACCAAUUACUUAGCCGACUGUGGGGGAGAAACAAGAUGGAGCGAGCAAAAUGGAGAAGACGAUAAAUAGGACCGCAUGCCUGUCCUCUAACUGUCGGGGAGGUGAAUUAGGAGAGGGUGAGUGAAAAGGUGGGGGGAGCCGAAGGAACUAAACAUGAUGAAGACUUCACUGAAAUGGAAAAGAAGGUGGACACUACCAGCAGGGCAGUGUUGGACAUUAUGACCAAGACCACUGAAUACCUGCAGCCCAAUCCAGCCUCCAGAGCCAAGAUGACCAUGAUCAACUCCAUGUCUAAGAUGCGUGGCCAGGAAAAGGGCCUGGGCUACACCCAGCCUGAGACAAUCCUGGGUGAAUCCAUGCAGAAGUUUGGCAGAGAACUCGGGGAAGAGUCCAACUUCGGCCUUGCGCUGAUUGAUGCUGGGGAGUCUAUGCGAGAGCUGGGGGAGGUGAAGGACGCUCUAGACAUGGAGGUCAAGCAGAACUUCCUCGAUCCGUUGCAGACCCUCCAUGACAAAGACCUCAAGGAGAUUGCGCACCACCUGAAGAAACUUGAAGGCCGUCGCCUGGACUUCGACUACAAGAAGAAGCGCCAGGGCAAGGUGACGGAUGACGAGAUCAAGCAGGCUCUAGAGAAGUUUGACGACACCAAGGAGAUAGCUGAGCUCAGCAUGUUCAACCUGCUGGAGAGUGAUCAGAUUGAACAGGUGAGCCAGCUUGCCGCUCUGGUCCAAGCUCAGGUUGAGUACCACCGACAGUGUGCCGAGAUCCUCACCCAACUGCAGUCCAAGAUGGAGGACCGGAUAAGGGAUUCCUCCAACAAGCCCAAGAAAGAGUUUGUCCCUAAACCACGUCAGUCCCUGGACUUCUCCAGUGAGAAUCACAAUGGAGGCAUUCAAGGAUCCAGGUCACCAGCACGGUCUCCAGCAAGGUCUCCAGGAAGGUCUCCAGCUCCUCUAGACCAGCCAUGCUGCAGAGCGCUGUAUGACUUUGACCCGGAAAACGAGGGCGAGCUGGGCUUCAAGGAGGGUGACAUUAUCACCCUCACCAACAAGAUUGACGACAACUGGUAUGAGGGCAUGAUCCACGGCAACUCCGGCUUCUUCCCGGUCAACUAUGUGGAUAUCCUGGUGCCCCUGCCCUAAGAUCGUUACCACAGCAACAAUGGCAAACGAGAAGCAGCUGUUUUCCCAGGCGACCAAUCCUGAUCCCUGCAUCCCUAGCUCCUGCCAUUCCCAAACGUUCCCGGAAACCACUCUUUUUUUUUUUAACUCCGUUAAAAAGGAGAUCAGUUUGGAAAAAACUCUAAAAUAAAAUAAGGAAAAAUAAGCACUGGUCCCGUUUGGAAGGCCAUCAGAGACAUUUACCAUCUAACCAAUUCUAGAAAUUGCAGAACUACAGUUGGUUUUUCCAGAAAAGAGUGUUUCUUGUUUUUGACCUGCUUCCUUCAGGAGCUAUUGUAGUUCCUCUAUCCUUGUCAUUCCUGGCUUUGUCUAGUUUUACUUUCAUAAUGGCUGUUACACUCCUUUUUAGUAUUUCGUGGAAACGUCUAGGCUAGCUUCCUUUUCUCACUGUCACAUACCGUACUGCUGGGCUAAUAACUGGUCAGUUAAGACUCACGUUCCACAGUUUGUUAGAUACUGUAGAUCGGGCAUGUUUCAGUGUUUUAUCUUAUCAGAUUUACGUCUUCUAAGUAUGUUCAAGCUAAAUGUCAGACUACUCCCGUUUAAAAAGGGCAACCUUCUGUUUUCAUGCAUGGAUAGUUUCUCUGAGAGACCAUGUCCAUUUCAUGCUAAACAACAGAUGUAUCUUUCCCAGGGACCCCCCUUGGUUUCUUAUGUAAUAGUUACAGGCGCACUCGCCACCCUCCAGUACAGCACUGAGAUGGUGUUCAACUGAAAAUGAGAUCUGUAUGGGUUUAAAUUCUGGAUCAGUCAUGUAUCAUUGAAUUAGGACACAAACAGCCCUCCCCCCUGCCAAUGGUCUGACCCCUAGUCAAUGUUGUAUCCGAAGGUGUAGUUUGUUUGCGAUGUCCAAUGUUUUGCUGGCAUUACGUACCUCACGAGUCCUCUGAGUUCCAGGUGUCUCGUGAUUGCAAUAGUUAUAUUUGAGCCAAGGGUCAUCAAUUUGUGAUGGUUAUUUGCGGAGCCAAAAAAAAGACUAAAUCGUGACGUUCAGUCAAUUUAAGUGGAGUGUUAAGCAAAAACUGGAAUUAAUGUUUACGGAAACAAAAGAAAAACUUCUAUAUUUAGUCUUUUUAAGUGCCGUAUAGCAAAAACUGGAACCAGAUCCAUAAGAAGAAAAAUCUCAAUGUCUGUUUUAUCGAUGACGUAGAAAUUUGUGAAAAAUGGUUGAUGUAUUGUGCUAUAACUUAUAGGAAUUUACCACAUAUUGGAGUUAGCUGUAUUCUCUUCAACCUUUGUCAACGUUGUUUUUGCUGCAUCAGAAUGUCUGUUAGUUGGUAUUCAGUAUAGUUUAACUGUCUAUGUCAUCCAACCAGAACUAGCUUUAGCUGACAAUGCACAGUCCAAUACUCAUACAAGGGUAGGGGAAUUUAUAAGCAAUGCAGGCUCUAUCCGAAAAGGGAACAUUUAAUAAAUAGUGAACAUCAACGCACCUUUCAUUCCAGGGUACUUGUAUUGAUAACCAGAUUCAAAUUCCCCAAACACCUUACCUGAUAUCCAAAUUCUGUCAAGCAAUUUACAGCAGCAUUCUUCUCUGAGGGGUCCAGACCUGAAACAACACAUACAAUAUGUUACUUAUUACUGGUCCAUACUGGCUCUGUAGGUCUGUUGACUCUGUUUUUUGUGGGUUGUCCCCUCGUCUUAUCCCAGGAACGAGCCCAUGCUGUAUACCCAACAGAAAGAUUUCUAAAGCAACAAAGAUGGUUGCAAAUGCUAAAGCUACUGGUUACCGCUGGCGCUGGCUCGGUUUUGUUCAGCAUGUUGAACGAUUUCAUUACCAGUGGCUUGCCUGUUCACGCAUUUUCCCUUCUGCAGAUCCUAUGUGGGACUGUAUAUAAGACAGGGCAAUAAGGAAAGAUUCACCCUUUUUAUCACGUGUGUGUGUGUGUGUGUGUGUGUGUGUGUGUGUGUGUGUGUGUGUGUGUGUGUGUGUGUGUGUGUGUGUGUGUGUGUGUGUGUGUGUGUGUGUGUGUGUGCGCAUGGUUUGGUUGGGCAGAGGUUGGGAGGUGCUCUGACCAGGCUGAAGGGGUUGUAUGAGUCUCGGUUGGCCUUCUAUGAUUAGUAUGAAGUUCUUGAUUUGUUCUGGCAGUAUUACUUUCCCUUCAGUGAAACCCCCCUGGAUAUAUCUGUUUAAGGACCAGUUCAGUAUGUACAGCAAUGAUACUAUCACUGAAGCCAAACCAACUGAAAGCCCAUCUAAAGUGUGUGUGUUUUUUAAGGGAAGCACAACUUUUAACUAAAAAGUCUAGGUUGUUAAGCAGAGAUUUAGCUUAACAGACUGUGCAUACAUUUUCUUUUUAAAAGGAUAUAUUUCCUUCAUUCUUUUCUCUAUAUUUUUUUAACAAUUAUUGUGUGUGUAUCUUUGCCCUCAAUGAGGACUGUACAGCUCUUUUUGUGUUUUGAUUUUGCCUUGUGUUAAUGUAUAGUCACGCAUCUACAGUAUUGUAUCUUAUUUUUGUAACUGUGAUAAAAUAUAUACAUAUAGAUGUAUAUAUAAUACAGUAUAUAGUAAUUACAUAGAACCAAUGUAAUGGGAGGGGUUAUUGUGCUGAACACAAUUGUUGUUUUUUGGAUUCUUUUUUCUCUUGUUUUAUCCCAAAUUACAAGACAAUAUGCUUGAUGUUUAAAAUCUGUCAAUGUAACUUAUUGAAAUAAACACCAAGACACGGUUAA
Molecule: messenger RNA, 4143 nt
Organism: Esox lucius (northern pike)
Lineage: Eukaryota; Metazoa; Chordata; Actinopteri; Esociformes; Esocidae
Gene: sh3gl2a
Product: SH3 domain containing GRB2 like 2a, endophilin A1
Exons: 12
Coding region: 463-1431 (322 amino acids)
Biological process (GO): synaptic vesicle uncoating
Cellular component (GO): presynapse; glutamatergic synapse; cytoplasm
Molecular function (GO): protein binding
Source: RefSeq, a predicted model, not a curated record